Molecule: messenger RNA, 22742 nt
Organism: Podarcis lilfordi (Lilford's wall lizard)
Lineage: Eukaryota; Metazoa; Chordata; Lepidosauria; Squamata; Lacertidae
Source: the annotation of a GenBank genome assembly
UCGGCGCGCGCGUAGUCCGGUCGCGUUACCAUGGUGACGCAGGGCCUAGCGGGAGCUUUUAGGCCUCGCGGUGAUGUUUGUGUGGUGAAAAACAGCGCCCGGGACGAGGGAAGAGGGAUAACGGUUUGCUUUUCUUAGAAGCUCGCCGCCAUGGACCUGGGCCUGAGCCGGGUGGAUUAUCUGCAGGUAGAUGGGGGUGGGUGGGCAGGUGGGCGAGAUUGCGGGUCAGUCAGCGAACCCCCCUGCUUCGUCUCGCGCGAGAACGAGACCGGCGUUCUUCGCCACCCCCCGACGCCGUUGCGGACACGUGUUCCUUUCACAGGCGGAAAUUCAACCGGUGAUGCUGCCGCCCCUCCUCGUACUAAGAUAGAGAUGCGGAGAGCUUCUCUGCGGCAAAGGCAGAGGAGCCGGCCUAUCAGAAGGCAGGGGAGAGGAGGCAGGGCCGAGAGCGCCGCCGGCUCGCCUGUGGCCCUCCGGGUGCCUCUUCUGCAGCCAGCAGGCCCAGGGGUCAGGCUAGAUGGCAGUUGGAGAAGGGCCAGCAUGGUCCGUAUCUCCAGGUAGGGCUUGGGAAAUACUGGGACCUUGGAGUGCCACUGCCAGUCAGGGUCAACAGUAUGAAGCUAGAUGAUGGACUAAUGGUUUGACUCGUGUUCCUUUAUCACGCAUAGGCAAACUCGGCCCUCCAGAUGUUUUGGGACUACAACACCCAUCAUCCCUAGCUAACAGGACCAAUGGUCAGUGAUGAUGGGAAUUGUAGUCUGAAAACAUCUGGAGGGCCGAGUUUGCCUAUGCCUGUCCUAUAUAGUCCAACAACAUCUGGAGUGCCACACCUCUGAUUUAAGAGCAAAUAGCCAUCCGGAUUAUGUAGGAGUUGUAUGGGUUUGUUGGUUUUUAUUUUUUAUUUUAAACCCCACCACCAUAGUGCUGUAAUUGAGGAUCCUUCCAUAGACAGCUCUCAACAUGGUGCGCUGAGAAAAGUGAUGUCACAGAAGAGGUUAAUUUGAGAUUAAAGUGUGCAAGCUUUUAAGUGUCACACAGGUUUGUUUGUUUUUUGUCAGAAAGAGAGUGUGGGUCAGGCAUUUGUUAGCUUUCUUCACAAUCCCUUUAUUGAAAUAAAUGGAUAUUCAGCUGUGGUUUUGUUGCGUUUUGUUUGACAAAAAUUGUGUUUUAUCUUAUUAUUAAAACAGAGCUGUCAUGGAAUAAUAAUAGAAUGUAGAAAACAGUUUUUGUCUGUAGACAAAAAGUCCUGUUAAAUAUUUAAAAAACUAAAUUGUAUUUUGAUUGGUGGAGUGAUUCCAAACAGAUGCAUCAGUAUAUCAUCUGUAGAACUGGGAUGGAGUAACACAUCACCAAUGUAAAAUAAUCAGAUUUAUUCUGCCAUUCCCAAACCUGUUCACAACAGUCAUAAAAAACAACAGGAGGAGAAGAAGAGUUUGGAUUUGAUAUCCCGCCUUUCACUCCCCUUCAGGAGUCUCAAAGCGGCUAACAUUCUCCUUUCCCUUCCUCCCCCACAACAAACACUCUGUGAGGUGAGUGGGGCUGAGAGACUUCAAAGAAGUGUGACUGGCCCAGGGUCACCCAGCAGCUGCAUGUGGAGGAGCGGAGACACAAACCCGGUUCCCCAGAUUACGAGACUACCGCUUAACCACUACACCACACUGGCUCUCCACAGGUGGUAAAAGGUGUAUUAAUUCACUUCCUGUCCCUGAUUCGUGGUUAAUCCUUACAAGGCAGUUGACCUUACAUGACUUCUCUGAAGACAUUGCAUUUGUCUGGAAGUGGAUACUCAAUUGUGACCAAACUAAGCCCCCUAGAGCAAAAUAUACAUCAGAAGGCUUAGUUUGGUCAGAAUUGAGUUAACGCAAAAUACAUUUACAUGAUGUUAAAUGAGCCACCAUAUCUGCUAGAGGGCAGAAAAAUGGUGUCCUGAGCUUUUUAGACUCAGCUACUCAUGUACUAUCUGAAACCAAAGGGGUGCAUUGGUUGCCAGAUGUGAUUUUUUUUUUCAGUUUUCCUGCCCCACAAUUAGAGCUUCUUUUUCAUGCAUAACUAUAUAGAGCUAAAAUGAUAUAUGAUAGACACAGCUAUUGUACACAAGGGCAAUAAUUAGUAAUAACACAACCACCGUUUUUCACUGUAUUCACAUGUAUUUUAGCUUCACAUAGAAUUGUCACAGUCAGUAUUUCUUGCACUUCAUUAUUCUUGGGCACUAUUGACAGGUUUUUCUAUAUCUGUGUAUGUGUUUGUGUGGCAAGUGAAGACAGUCCAUGAAAGCUUGUGCUACAAUAUUGGCACAGUCCUAUCUAUGCUUUCUUGAAUUUAAAUUCCACUGUGUUUGGUGCAGCCUACUCCCUAGUAAGUGUUUUUAUGAUAAUCUAUAACAAUUUAUGACAACCAUAAUUAUCACAGGAUCCUUUUUUGUAUUGAUUUUGCUGUUAGAAACACUACACUUAUGACAAAAUCUUAAUAUACCUUUUUAUAUUAAUCAUGUUAAAAUAACUACUUUGUAUUGUUUGUAUUGUGGUACAUGACAAUCCAUUUUAUACCGCAAGAGUUGAAGCAUUAAUAAUGAAAUGGUUUUCUCCCCCAAUUAGGUGGGAGUGACAUCUCAGAAGACCAUGAAGUUGCUCCCUGCAUCAGGACGCAAGGCCACACAGAAGGUAUAGAAAUUUGUUGCUUUGAAAUAUUUCUGUCUGGGAAUGAUUGCGUACACAAUUUGUACUCUGAUGACAAAAACAUAUAAAAUAUCAUUUUAUCUAAGUCACAGAGCCAUUCUCCUCAAAAGCUUGUAAUGUAAGUGUUGAUGGUGGAGCAGACAACAUAAGAAUGCAACAUUAAAAAGAUAGGAAAGAAUGAAUGCAAAAAGCUUUUUAUACUUUUUGAGUUGGGAAUGAAGACAUUAAAGGCAAGUAAUUUGUGUGAGAACCCAGAAAUCACUGUAGGAAUUUGAGGGUGGGUAUUGCGUGUUCUGAAUGACAGAAGAAGUAUAAAAUCUGGCAGCGUAUCUUUGGCUAGAGGUGCAUAGAUUGAGUUGUUAUGUGGGAAGGCUGUAGAGUAGACGGUUGUGUUGUCAAAGUAGGUCAUAGCUUGAAAAUGAACCAGAGUGGUAAUAGAGAGAAUUGCCCCAAAAGAAAAGGAAAUUUGUGGUAUUGGGAAAGCAACAUAAUUUGGUAACAGAUUGAAUAUAGGAAAUAAAUGAGAGGCAGAAUUCAAAGGUGAAGCCAAAGCUUUGUGUUUGAACAACAAGCAGGAUGGUGAUAUUGAUGGAUGUGAGGAGUAACUGAAAGGAGGGCAACUUGGAGAAGAAAAGGAUUUAUCUUAGGCAUACUGAGUUUUAGACAGUAGGGAAACAUCCAAGUUGAAAUACAGUGGUACCUCAGGUUACAUACGCUUCAGGUUACAUACGCUUCAGGUUACAGACUCCACUAACCCAGAAAUAGUGCUUCAGGUUAAGAACUUUGCUUCAGGAUGAGAACAGAAAUUGUGCUCCGGCAGUGUGGUGGCAGCAGGAGGCCCCAUUAGCUAAAGUGGUGCUUCAGGUUAAGAACAGUUUCAGGUUAAGAACGGACCUCCGGAACGAAUUAAGUACUUAACCUGAGGUACCACUGUAUCAGAUACACAUUUGGAGUUGAGUUAGGAAAAGUAUGGAUUACAGAGAUAUAGUUCUAUAUUUCUAUAGAUUUCUGAAAUACAUAUAAAUGUAUUUCCUUUGCACUCUUAGAUGACUAAUGUAGACAUAACUUUAUAUUAUUAUACUUUUAAGGUUGUUAUUGGAGAUCAAGAUGGUGUUGUUACCUGUUUCGGUAUGAAAAAAGGAGAAGCUGUGGUAGGUAAUGUAGUCUCUAUGUAGUUUUCAAUUAAUUUACCCCCCAAUUAAUUAAUUAACAAUGAAGCUUAAUUUACAGAUAACAUAUGGACUUCUUAAAGCUCUUUACGGUAUGCACUGGCUUGGGAAAAACAUGCCCCCCAAAUAUGUUUGUGCUUUAUUCUAGACAUUUUCAAAAUAAAAUGAUACAACCACCCUAGGCAUGCUGCAGGUGUGCUUCACUGUAGUAAUUUGAUUAAAUUCUCUUGAAGAAGCUUUUCUCCACAGAAUCCUCAAACAUCUUUUUGAAUAGCAGUUAUGUUGAUUAUAACAUAGAGCUUGUUACUGGAAAACAAGGACCUACCAUCAUAAUCUAUGGCUGUGCUAUGUUGAUUUCUCUCUAUAUUUUCCCUCUUCCAUUAACCUAAGACAUUGAGGUCAGACUUUGGGUCACUUCACAAAGCAAGGUUUGAUCUAUGUGAUGCUAGUGUAGGGCAUUCUUAGCUCUGACCUUGGUCUUAGAGUACUUGUGAUGAAACCCUGUGGUGUCUGUUGAGGAAAACAUGCAAACUGUUCUUAUUUGGCCGACCUUUCGGUAUGAGCUCUUGUUUGGGUUUAUUUGUGACCAUUUAUUAGCAGGAUUUUGGAACAUUUUGCAAUUGUGUGUAUGAACUUUGUGCUUUUCAUGGUAGAAUCACACAAAUAGCUAACUUUUUAAAAUAUAUAGAGAGCAUAAAAUAAUUAAAAGCAUACAAAAUGGAAUACAUGUAUAUUUUGUAUCUAAUAUCAUAUUAUGAUUUGUCGUGAACAUUGGCACUGAACAUUGUCUGUCUUCUUUUUUUAGCCAGUAUUCAAGACCUUGCCAGGGGAAAAGAUUGCAAGGCUAGAACUGGGAGGUGCUCUUAAUACACCCCAGGAGAAAAUUUUUGUGGCUGCAGGGUCUGAGGUUAGAGGUUUCACAAAGAAAGGGAAGCAGUUCCUUGCAUUUAACACCAACCUCACUGAGAACAUCAAAGCUAUGUAGGUAUACUGGAAAAUACAUUAGUAGCCUUAGAUGUGUUACUGUCAUUUAGGUGCUAAAUUGUUAUCCUAAUGAAUGAAAUAAGUAUAUGUUACAUUUUAGUGUCCUGUUUAACAAUCACUUUAUGUAUUCUAAUACUCCUUAUUUGCCUUGAAUCUUAGCAUAAAUUUUAUUUGUGUAUGGUUCUAUAUAAAGGUCUAGUUUCCAUCCUGCACUUUUGCAACAGUAAUUUUGCCCUCAGCGGUGUGCGUACACAAGCACUGACUUUAAUGAAAGUCAUUAAAAUAAAAAACACAGAAAUUAGCUGAGUCAUUAAAAGCUAAUCAGUUUAAUUGAAAGAUAAGGUUGAAACAGUGCAACACUUUAGCUGAUUCACAAUUAAAUUAAAUCACAAAUUAAAUCAUCUUACUGCGUUUUCCAGAGUAAUAUCUGAACCUGUUGUGCAUAUUACUUUAAUCUGCUGUAAUUGAUGAAAACCAUAAGCUGGUUUGACAUAAUAAAGUAUUGAUAAUUUAAUUAAAUGCUGAUGUGCUGUACAAUCUGUUGCUUUAUUUUUAACCAAAUUUUGGUGCAUAUGAUUGAAAUUUAAGUGAUACAGUUUGUUAUAUAGUUGGAGUCAAAUAAUAGUUUUUAAGCAAGUUGAAAGAAUGAAAGCAGCAUUGUUACCCUUGUUUGUUCAUAGAAUCAUAGAAUUGUAGAGUUUGAAGGGGCCACAAGAGCCAUCUAGUCCAACCCCUUGCAAUGCAGGAAUAUUUUGCGCAAUGUGGGACUCGAACCCACAACCUUGAGAUUAAGUGUCUCGUGCUCUUCCAACUGAGCUAUCCCAUUUGGGGAAAGCUGCAGAUCACUGGUAGAGUGCAUACCUUUCAUGCAAAAGGUCCAAAGGUCAAUCCCUGACAUCUCCAGGUAGGGCUGGGAGAGACCCCUGCCCCUAACUCAGGAGAGCUGCUGCUAGUCAGUGUCAAUAGAUGGACUAUUAAUCUUUCUGUUUCCGAGUUAUGGUCUGAAGGCACAUGAAGCAACCAACUUGCUAUAGUUAAGUUGUUCUGGAGUUGGUCAGUACCUGAAUGGGACACCUCCUAGAAGCCACAUGUAUGGCACCUUGAAUUCCACCUUGAGUUCCAUAAUGGAAGAAAGGCGGAAUACAAAGAGACGCAGAGCUCAGUAGGUUAGAACUUGGUGCUGAUAAUGCCAAGGUUGCAGAUUCGAUCCCCAUAUGGGACAUCUGCAUAUUCCUGCAUUGCAGGGGGUUUAACUAGAUGAUCCUCAGGGUCCCUUCCAACUCUACACUUCUAUGAGGAAAUGUAAGAAGAUAAAACAUUUAAAAACAUGUUGUCUGGCCAAACAUAUCAGUUCAGUCAAACAAGAUCUGCAAGUUUAUGGAUCGCUACAGAACUUGUUUACCAACAGUUGAAUUGGUGUACGCAUCAUGGACAAUGAUACUUCUUUAAUGCAUCUUUCAGUUCCUGGAAAACUAUUAUCUGUCUCUAAAAAUAGGUUGGAAUCAUGGUAUUCUACAAUAAACUAAUUGAAUAAACAUGCUUCUUACUUGUACCAGUUUACAUUCAGAGCUAAACUAGAAAUAUUUAGAAGCUUUAUUAAUUCUUACAUCCUUCCUCUGAAUAGUUGAAAGCAGUAUUUUAUCCCCCAAAUGAUCAUGGGAAUAGGCUGGGAGAAAAUGACUUGCCAAAGGUAACACAAUGAGCUUCAUAAGUGACCAGAUGUUUGAUUCUGGGUUUUCCAAAUCCAAAUUUGAUGCUCCUGUCUGGUUACUGUUUUGUACUGAUAUAGUGGCAAACAUGAUUUGAUUCUAUUUUCUUUUCUAUGUCAGCCUUUUAUAGACUUCAGACUCUCUCUAGCUGUCAUUAACCUUGCCUUAAUACUGUGCAUAAUCAGUGGAAUACUAUUUUUUCUUUUCUUAAUCCGCCUUUUGUAAUAUCUCAGCUGAAUUACUGCUGCUUAUCAAAGCUACUUAGAAUUUAGACAAUAGCUCUCAAAGAGACGGAAUAUCCCUAAGAAUUUUAAAAUAAAAUUUUGCCAAGAAGGUUCUAUAUAUAGUGCAGUGAUUUCAAAAGCAGUAAGACUCUUUUGUAAGCAUGCUCCUGUAAUUGCAAUCAAACAUAUGUAUGCUCUGUAUAGAUGUGCUAAUGAUAUAAUUUAUAAAACAAUAUUGCAUUGAUUGAAUACCUAAACAUAAUGCCUGAAAGAUAAUUACCACUUAGAAUGUGGUAGCAAUAAAAUAAGAAUAUGAUCAAAACCAGUGCUUCUCCAGCAGGAGAUCCAACAUUACACGGAAACAAGUAAAAAUUAUUGUGAUAUCAAGCAAAUAAGAGUCAUUUUAUUCUUCUAGUUUCCUUUUAAAUUGCAGACCAAAUUUGUUCUUCUGAAUUAGUCACCUAGGAGGCUAAGCUAUGUGUCAUUUGUAAACCAUGUAUAAUGGUAGCUCAAAUAGGGGGAAAAUAUUUCUGUUGGGGGUGAUUGGAAAAUGAGAACAUUUAACCCUUUUGCCAUUUCCACAUUUCUAAUCUCCUUCAGCAGCUCCCCCCCCCCCUUCCAGACACAUAUUAAAGACCUGGGGGUGGGGUGUUUUGCCUUGAAGAUGCUAAGUGGGAAAAGAUGGCGUCUUUGCUCCUGAUCCCAAUGGAAGUGGCUUUACUUAUUCUAAAAUGGCCAACAGACUACUGUUUAAAAACAUUUGUUUAAUUUGAUCCUAAGUACCUGUACAGUCUUAGCAAAAUAUAAUAGCUUGUGCAUAGGAAUGGUAGUUGAAAUAUUUUAACUUUUGGUGGCAACGAUUGGAAUAUAGUAUUGAUUAUUGCUAUUAUCAUUUUAGGCAUAUAUCCGGAUCAGAUCUCUUUCUUGGUGCAAGCUAUGUCUAUAACCAUUACUGUGACUGUAAGGAUCAGCAUUACUACCUAUCAGGAGACAAAAUCAAUGAUGUUCUCUGCCUUCCGGUAGAGAAGCUGUCUUGCAUUACACCAGUAUUGGCAUGUCAAGAUAGAGUCAUUAGAGUUUUGCAGGUAUACCUUUUUUAAUUGUUGCCAUUAUCAACAGCAGUUGUUAAAUAGCCAGUAGAUACGUUGUCAACACCUGUUUGAGAAAACAGAAGUGUAUUAUUAUUUUAAUUGUACUUUGGGAUAUUUAUUCCAAAGGCUUUUCCCAUUUAAAAAUCCUAUUGGUGCAGUUCAUCUGAUAAACUCCAAGUUGCAUAGUUGAGCCUCAAAACUGUCACUUAUGGGGCUGCCUGGAAGUCCUUCUUUCCUUUCAUGACUGAAUUGGGCCAGUUAAAUUCUUCUUCCUAUAUUCUUCCUAUAUUCCUAUAUGCCUUUUAGGAGUUCUAUGAUCCCUGGAAUUACAUCCUUCCAACAGCUUUCCCCCUUGUCCUUAGCAGAAGCCUAGUUUUCUGAAGCUCUGGACUCCUGCAUUAUUCUUGAUGCUUUGUUUGGAAUCUUAAUAAGUGACUUUAUAUAAUAUCUGACUGUUUGUCCAGUAUUUUCUGUUUCUGUUCCAUAUUAAUACACUUUCAUGCCCUUGGUUUUUAAAAUAUUUUUAAAAAUAAUUUUUAUUAAAGAUUUCUCAGUUUACAAAAGUACUGCAUUGUCUCUUUUUUCAGGUAGUGUUUUCUACAGAUCAGUUUCAUUUGUUGUGAGACGUUAGUGUUGCAUGCAGUAUAAGGUUGGGAAGGAAAGAGGGUCGGGUAGGGAUGGUGCAUGGGGUGGUAAAACUUCUAUUCUUCCACUUAGUAUAUGUGUGGGGUUUUGUUUCGGCGUCACUUGAGUAGAUUAUCCUUGCACACAACCUUCUCUUAACAACAUCUUUUUUUCAGUGGUGUUAAUAGGCUUGGCAAUGAGAUCAUAGCUUUGGUUUAGAUAGAAUAGGUUACGCUCUCGGUUUUAUCCUAGCCUAAAGGCAGAAAAAUAAUGCUGCUUGUUUAAAAGCUUUCCUUUUACACCACCUGUCAGGGAAGACAUCACCUUCCCAUCCCUCUAAAUUAAAAUGAAAGAAAAAGUCAAGGAUUGAAACUAACAGUGUUUCUACUUCAUUUUCUUGAGGGGUCAGAUUUGCUGUAUGAAAUGGAAGUUCCAGGUCCACCCACAGUUCUGACUUUGAACAAUGGAAAUGGUGGUAAGCAGAAUUUCUUGGUGCAUUUUAUUUCAAUAAAAAGCAUGGCAUGGGUUUUAAUUAAGAAUCUGUAAUAUUGCCUAGGACUUGAUACCCAGUCCUAGUAUUACUAUUAGGAGACUGUUGGGCAGUAGGGUAGGCAGUACACCAACAGAAUCACCAUUAUAUCCCAAGCAUCAUCAACAAGCACUCAAAACUGGAAGAUUGCCAAAGGGCUAUUCAUAGUGAUGGAGCUGGAACAUACCUAAGCAACUCUUCCUUCCUGCCCUCGAACUCAGUUUGAGCUAGUGUGAUAUAGAGAAUCUUAGUGGACUGAAUCUAAUGUUAAAUGGAAGCCUAUUAAAAACUAAUCCUACUUUUAAUUUAUUUUCUUAGGUGACUCUGGUGAAGAAGUUCUGUUUGGGACAUCUGAUGGUAAAAUUGGCCUAGUAGAGAUCUCUGGUGUUUCUCCAGUAGAAAAGUGGAAAAUUGAAAAUGAGAAAAAAAGAGGUGGUAGGUGUCUUCAGAGUUUCCCGCUAGAUCAUAGUUAUUCACAUCAGGCACAGUGAGAAAUAGCUCCCUUUAGUUCUGUGGUUUGCAUAUUGCAUUUGUAGAAAAUAACUUAUAAGAAAUAUCACAUCCAUUGUCAACUCUCAAAAACAAUUACGGUUACCAUCAAUUCAAACAUGGACUUCAAUGUUUAUGUUUUCUACCUGGACUGUGUAUGUUGUCCCCUCCAUUUUACUCAUUCAUAUCAGGGUGUGCCAAAAACAAUCCCAACAUCUGUCCUUCUCUUUUCCUGCAUGUCAUUCAUAGCAUAUAUUAUUUUGGCCAUGUUUUUAUUGGGGAAUAUGGACAUGGCUGUGCCAGUGUAGCUGGCAUCUGGUUCAGAGAGAAAGGAUAUUAUGCCCGCCUGAAGGGAGAAAAGAUGCUCUCCCCACUUCAUCACUUGCUGAGUGGGGACUUUGUGCGAGUGUGUAUGUGAGAGAGUAUGUACCAAUGCUAAUGUGUUUGGAAAAUAAGGUUUUCAAACUGCAAAAAGUACAUGGUUACAAACAAUGAGAUCUGCCAGGCCUGUUGACCUUGUCCACUUGCACCUGGUUCAAAUGGAAAAGUUUACAGCCAGCUUCCCCGCUUAUUUCUUGAUUAGAAUUUGGUGAGAAAAUUAAAAAUACAAAUGAAGCAAGUCUGAUUACAGUUCUUAAAAUGCAAUCAGUCUUGUUCUUGAUUGUGGGCUCCCACCAGAGAAGUAAACAAGAAAGGACAAGAAUGCAGAAGGACACUUAAAAGCAGAAACAGUACUCAGGCGACCUAGGGGAUGGUAAAGCUGCUACAGAUUAACACAACUGCAUGCAAAUGUGAUUCUGAUUAUUAAAUUGAUGCUCUAGAUUUGUGUAACUUCAGCAUGGAAACAAUGGUCAACAAACACUGCACUGACAUGAAAGAUAUUCUUCUGCGAGUAUUUCUUAAUUGUGUAAUUACAUGGAUUAGUAGUGGGAGGAUGAGAAGGAGCUGGUGUGUGCUUUCUUGAUCAUCCCACUGGUCAGUUUUGGACUGUUGGGAAAUGGUUCUUCAGCCCUCUUCUGAAACUUUGGUUUGAACUCUAGAUAGGACUUAUUUUGGAGGACUGCAUGUUUAUUUUUCCAAACUUCAAUUCCGUGCUUUGCAGACAUUAAACAUUCUAAUAUGACAUCAGAUUUCAAACUAAUAAUAAUAGUGUGUGACCAGUUUUACCAUUUUUGUGGCAGACAUAUCCUGCUAUAUGCGCAAGUAUACAAAUGGCAGGUGUGGUAUAUCCAUGAAGAGAAUAACCAACCAACAAUGCCUUAUGUUAGUAUUCAGUUUGGGGUUGUUUCUAUAAAUUCUGUACUUUAUUAUUACUGGAGUGAAAUACCCAUCUAUCAGACAAUAAUCCCACCUAACAUGUAAUAGUUUCUCAUAGAUAAAUUUUAACAUUCUGCUUUUAAGAACCUAGUAAUAAUGCAGUAAUUCCAGUUGAUUUCAUCCUGUAUUGGGUGAUAGUUCUUAACAGAGUUCUGUUUAUUUAGAUAAAGGGGAAGGACAAUAGCUCGGUGGUACAGCAUCUGCUUGGUUUGAAAAAGGUUUUUAGUUCAUUCCCUGCCAUCUCCUGGUAGGCCUGGGAAUGCCUCCUGUCUGAAACCCUGAAGAGCUGCUACCAGUCUGUACUGAGUUAGAUGGAUAAAUGACCAGACUCUGUAUAAUUAAGAAAGUUUCCUAGGUUCCUAAAUUGCAUGUGAGAUUUACAAGAUGAUAUGAUUAGUCAGUUGGAUGUAGAUACAUGCUUCCUGUUCUGUUUUUCAGGCAUCUUAUGUAUGGAUAGCUUUGAUAUUUUGGGAGAUGGAGUUAAAGAAUUGAUCAUCGGUCGUGAUGAUGGAAUGUUAGAAAUCUAUAACUUUGAAUAUGCAAAAAGCCCUAUCCUUAGAUAUGAAUAUGUAAGUUUAUUAAUGACUACUUUAUGUAGAAGGAAAUUUUCUUAGUAUACUUUCUUUUAUACAAAAUUCUGUCAAAUAUUGCUUUCACAUAUAUUGAGCCAUAUGUGUUACUAGCAAGUAUGGUAAAGACUGAAUGCCAAAGUUAGAAUAGGGGACCUGUGGCCCUUCAGAUUAUUUUGGACUACAACUACUAUAAUUUCUAUCUGUUGGCCAUGCUGGCUUGGACUGAUGGGAACUGGAGUCCAAGAACAUCUGAAGAGCAAUAGAUUUUCCAGCCCUGGAAUAGAGAGGCUGGGACAAAAUUGCACAUGUCUAUGUCCAGGAUCCCACAGGUACAGGGUGAUGCCCAAUGUAAUAUUUCAGAAACUAAUAGAAAUAUAUAAAUAUCAGAGAUUCAGGCUGUGAUGCAGCACUGCAGCAGAGCUGAAGCUUGCAUAUCUAGAGAGAGAUCCUCAAACCCUCCUCUUAUUCCCCCUCCACUCUUUUAUGCAGAGUCAUAAAAUUAUUCCCAGGAAAGGAAAAGAGCCACAAGUGGUGCUGAGAAUUAUGUAAAGUCCCAUUGUGAUGCUUCCUAUUAUGCUAACAGAAGAGCUGGGAAGUAUUUUUCUUUUAUUUAGUACACUUAAAUUUCACUUUUCUACCAGCAUGGAACUUAAAGCUGGACACCUGGGUUUCCAGCUCUUCUGCCCAUGCACUGACCAGGCACAGACUUACAUAUCUUCAGCAAGGUAGCUGUAUAGUGUGCCCUAAGAACCUAUCCCUGGACAGUUAAAAUAAUAAGUUUCUAGGAAGUGCACCAGGCAUUUAUAUCUCACAAGAAUGCAAUCAGAAGCAGGUGGGGCAGAUCUCUGCAUGUAACAGUCAUGUUAGGCUAUUCUUAUUGUCCAUUGAGAGAAUUUGGAGUCCCAGAAAAGAUACAUGGUCUUAUACAUGGGGGCGUCUUAUAGAUGGAAAAACACAGUAUAUUUUUUUCUCAACGGAUACCAUUUUUAAAGAUUAAAUAGAAUCUAACACACGUAUUAUGCUUCAAGUCUUCUUCUGUCUUAUUUUUAGGCCUUGUCAGAAAGUGUCACAUCUGUUCAAGGUGGCUGUGUUGGGAAAGAGGGCUAUGAUGAGAUCAUAACAUCAACAUAUUCAGGUUAUUUUUUUAAAUGUUUCUAAAUAUCUGGAAUUUUUAUACAUUUAACAGGAAUUUUUUUAAAAAAUAACAAUGGAGUCAUAGAAUGUGUUCUCUGGCUCAUAUUCCCUGAAGUCAGUAGCUUAACUUGGGAAUCUGGGCCCUGGAUGUACAGCAAUCAGAUAGUAUAGUGCUCUGCUGACCAGGGCUGGGGCCAUUGAAGGGGCUUCAUCUGCAUACCAGUUGCUGGUGUUGUAUGUCCUUUUCAACUUGAUGGAGGUUUUUAUCCCUGCAUAUGAACAGUCCAUAGAAUUAUAGAGUUGCAGAACUGGAAGGGACUACGAGGGUCAUCUAGUCCAACCCCCUGCAAUGCAGGAAUCUUUUCCCCAACAUGGGGCUCGAACCCACAACCCUGAGAUUAAGAGCCUUGUACUCUACCAACUGAGCUAUUCCAGGUUUCUAUGAUAGUUCACUGUGCUGGUUCUUAGUUUCAGACCCUAAGGAUCCUGGUUAGAGCCUCUGACAGUGUUACCUUCAUAACCCAUCUGGAAAACUUUUUCAUAAUUGUUCAUAUCUUCCUUUUAGGGUGGGUGUCAGGACUGACUACAGAGCCUACCCACAGAGAAUGUGGAUCAGGGGAUGGCUUAAAGAUGACUCAUGAAAUGCAGAACAAGGUUUUGUCCUUAAGGUAAUAAAUUGUUUUAAGACAAUGCAAAAGAGAAAAUACUAUAGCAAUCUUUGCCUUAUGCUGGUGCAGAUCCGGAGCAGAUAUUUAACCUUACCUGCUGGGUUAUAACUAUACAUCAGUUAACUUACAACAUUUCCAGUAGGAUCUUUGUGAUAGUACAGCAAUUCAUUAAUAGUAUCAUAGUUUCAGCUAUGUGCAUUUCAUUACAUUGUUUGGUUUCCUGUAAGCAUCCCUGUAAUUUUCACCCUUCUAGUGCAAAAUUGCUACUACAGUGGUGCCUCGCAAGACGAAAUUAAUCCGUUCCGCGAGUGUCUAGCGGUUUUUUCGUCUUGCGAAGCAACCCUAUUAGCGGCUUAGCGGAUUAGCGCUAUUAGCGGUUUAGCGGCUAUUAAAGGCUUAGCGGCUUAGCGGCUUAGAAAAAGGGGGGGGAAAGCGGAAAAAAAUCUCAAGACUCGCAAGACAGUUUCGUCUUGUGAAGCAAGCCCAUAGGGAAAUUCGUCCUGCGAAGCAACUCAAAAACGGAAAACCCUUUCGUCUAGCGGGUUUUCCGUCUUGCGAGGCAUUCGUCUUGCGGGGCACCACUGUAUGUGGAUGUACUGAAAGAGAUGCUUUCUGCCUUUUUCAGGCUUAAAAUAGAUAGUAUAUAAGUUGCAGUGCCAGUUUGGUAAGUUAGUGGAGACCUGUGAACUGACAUUCUACUGGGACUGGGCUUCUUGAUCCCUUUGUGACAUUUCAUAGGAAGAGACCCUGUUUUUUAAAUAAAGCAAAAAAUCAAAAAAUUGUUACCUCAGAUAAAUUUUAGUAAGCUGUAGAACUGAACAGAUGUUACCAAAACAUAUUUGUUCUGUCCACUGACUUGAACAAUUUUUGAAAGAUGGUGUCAAAGUAAGGAAGUAAAGGAAAACAAGCAUUAGGAAAAAAAUAUAGAAAAUGAAGUUCUGUUGCUUUAACCCUAUUAUGCACUUUUCAUCCGAAUAUUUUUUUUAGGACCAGAACUUUGAUAAUACAUUUAUAUCCAGUAUUUGUGGAAUUAUUUCUGAAAACAUUUUUUUCAGUCUAGAUGGAAAAUAUCAAGAUAAAAACUGUUUUCCAGGCAUCAGUUUGUUAUCUAGAGCAGCUUUUUUAGCCUACCAUUCUGUUGUUUGCCAUAGGAAUGAAUUGGAACAGCUACAGAUCAAGGUACUUCAUGAACGUGAAAAAUACCAGCAGUCCUCUCAGUCCAGCACUGCUGUGUCAGCAGUCCCAACCUUCAGCAUAAAUGAUAAGUUUACAUUAAAUAGAGAUGAUGCAAGCUACAGCCUUGUUUUAGAAGUCCAGGCAGCAAUUGAUACUGUCUUGCUUCAGGUGAGACAUUCUUUAGAAUAACUUUGUAGACUUGGGUAUUUGGAAACUUUGAUUUUAUUUUUAAAAUUAAAGAUGUGUUAGCUUGUUUUUAUAUUAAAUUAGAUAAUUUCACUAAGUGGAAUACCAUUUAAUAGUAUGCACUAACUUUUCUCUGAAACUUGCACUUGUGCAGAAUGACUGUAACUGGGUGAGAUGGGCUCAUUCCCUUCAGGCUAUGUAGAAGUCAACACAAGCACUAACUUUUCAAAGACACAUGCUGAAGUUAUUGGUGCAAUGUGCAGAAAGUUGAGUACACCAUAAGGAUGUUUAAAAUAUUUUUCAGUGAGAUCUGGAUGCACUUAACUUUCUUCGGAUUGUGCUCUUUGGCUACAAUCAUGCACCACUAAUACAUGCUUUUAUCCCACCCAUUUACUUCCAAGGGAACAAUACGAUUAGGAUUUCAAACUAUAUCUGCACUAAGCAUUUGCUAGUAAUCUGUGUGGUUUGGACUUGUUUUGAUGACAGUCAAUUCCUUUUUUGAAACUGGCUCCUUUUUGUGCUUUUACAUCAUAUACACCUUUUCCUUACUACUGUGUGCAUCAUUUUUGAGUUCUGAAGUGUUCCAUGGGAUGGAUGGUUACCUAAUACUUAUUUUUACCAUAAUAAUAUUUUUCCUGUAAAAUUUCUCAGGGAAGAUAACUUAUGUAAAUUGAGAAAGUAUACUUGAAACAUCCACAUGUUGACCUUUUGUAUUACCUGCUACUGUUUCUCUCCAUAGUGUGAUGUUCCAAUAGAUCUAAAGGAUGUGGAUAAAAAUUCAGCUGUGGUUAGUGUUGUUGACUGCGAAUCAGAGGUAUGUAAAAUGCCAGAUCUUUUCUACAUAGUUCCAAACGCUUAAGCUGAAUAUCAGCUUUUAAUUUCAUGGAGUGUGUUCUAGUGAAGUUUAAUUGUUGAAGCUGACAGAGAGGACAUUUCUGAAGAGUGGGAUAAAAAUCCCUUACUUGAGGUCUUUAAGCAGAGGCUUGACAACCAUAUGUCAGGAGUGCUCUGAUGGUGUUUCCUGCUUGGCAGGGGGUUGGACUCGAUGGCCCUUGUGGUCUCUUCCAACUCUAUGAUUCUAUGAUUCUACUAAAUAAUAAACAUGCCUAGGAUUUAAGCAAUCCUAUGUAUGCUCACUUGUAAGUAAGGCCAGUUGUGUCAAAUGGUGCUUGGUUCCAUGUAAAUUUGCAUAAGAUUGCAACCUAAUUUAUUAUAUCAGACCUUUAUGAUUUUAACAUUUUUGUAACUUUUUCACUCAAUGAGCAUCCAGCUAUAGGUUUUCUGCUUUGGUGCUGAAUUCAUAUUGCAGAGAGUUAAGAUGAUGAUGGUAAUUGUUGUUGCUACUUUGUUUGUUUGUUUGUUUGUUUGUUUGUUUGUUCUUCCUUUCUCACGUAGAGCGCAGGGUGCCUAGGUUUUUUUUUUAAAAAAACAAUUUUUAGAACAACUUUCCUAGUUUUCUUUUAAAAUUUGUAAGUAAGGCUGCAAGCCUUUACUUAAUGGGAAUAAAUCCAUUGAACUCAGUGGGAUUUAUUUUUGAGUAACGAUACAUAUGCCUAUAUUGUAAGCAUACAGAAAACGUUCUACUGAUUCUUGUAGAAAAUGACUUAAACUGCUUUAGUUGUAAAUAAAAUUUAAAAAUGAGACUUUAUUGCUGUGUCUCAGUAUGUUAUUUCACAAUCUUCAUGUUCCACAGCCAAAUGGCAACUUCCUCCUUGCCACAUAUCGCUGUCAAGUAAAUACCACAAGGUUGGAGCUUAAGGUAAAAUAUAGGAAUGCUUAUAUAUUUUAAAUAUAAAUUAUGAUUAAACAUGUUCGUUGAGUGUGUGAACUUUAAAACCUAUCCAAAGAGCAGCAGUGGUGGUAAAGAUCCUGGGUAGGAACAUCUGUGAAAACAGAGAUUAAUGAUUUUUCUAUUUAAAAGAAGACAGAAACAAGUAUUGAUUGUUUUGAUUCAUGAAUUACUGUAUAUUUCUAUUUUCAAUUAAAGACUGUUGUGGUGUGGAGAGAAAUUGUUUACCAUGAUGUCUUGUUAUAAGCUACUAAACAAUGAGGUAUAAAAUGGAAGUCUUUGAAUGCAAUCCUGUACCCUUGUACCUAGAUGAAGCCCAGAGGACUGAGUAGAUAUGCAUUGGAUUGCACUAUAGGAUAGUUUGUGAUAAAUUUGUAUUUUUAGAAAUAAGGUUUAGCCCAUUGGAUAGGUUUAUUGAGUGUAUGAAUUGCUUCACACAACAAAAAGUCCCCUACCAAUUUGUAAUAAGAAUAAAAUAAUUUGAACAUGUAUUAAAAAUAGAUUAUUGCAAGUUUAAUCCCCUUUCAGUACAGUGAGAGAUACCAAGAUGACCUCUGAAAGUACUCCCAUUUUAUAAUGGUGUGGGUGAAUUGUCACAAAGUUCCCUAGUUCUUUAUAAGAUAUAUUAGCCAAGUGUGCUGAUGUAGCAUCAUUCUUUAUGGCUGUUUGCCAGACACCAAGGUUAAUAAAUUUCUCAGGAAGGUAUGGGUAAUACAGUGGUGUUAGAAUGAAAAGUGCUUAGAAUAAGUUUUCAGUAUUCACAUUUCAGAUGAAAAUGGAGUUGAGAACACAGUGAUUUCAAGAUAAAUUUUAACAAAAUCAAUAGAAUGGUUUAGUUUUACAUCUUCAUUUAGGGAGAUUGCAGAUGUGAUUAUGGUGACACUAAAGUAUAAAUUCUAAAGCCUCUUUUAGUACAGUUUACAUGAAUGACAAUGCAGGCUGCAGCUCCACUUCUAAGCUGUUGUGAUUCACUCAACCCUCCUCUGGUUGAAGAGAGGGAGUGAAGUUUGAGGCUUGCUUACUGCUUUUUUUUUUCCAGAGGAAAGAUGAAUAGCACUCAGAUCUACCAGUGAGAUAACAGAAACACAUGAAGCACACUUUAAAAUGCUCACACCAUAGGAGUCGUAAGCCUUCUACAUGGCAUUUUUCCAGUGUUAGUCUGAGAUAAAGUUAGAUGUGACGGUUGUUAAGGCUGCCGGCUACCUAGAAGAAACUCACUGAAUUUAUUGGGACUGCUUUUGGAUUUAAUUUUAGUAUUUUACAAAUGGUUAAAUAGAUGUUUUGAAAAUGUCUUUGUGUUUUGCUGGAUAAAGGUGGUACCCAUCUGCUAGAACAGGUAAUUAUGAAGUCAUCUAAAAUGAAAGUUAGUUCACCUUUCCUUCCCCCCUUCCAUGGACAGAUUCUAUCAAUUGAAGGUCGGUACGGGACUCUGCAAGCAUAUGUAACUCCAAGAGUUCAACCAAAAACCUGUCAAGUUCGGCAGUAUCAGAUUAAGCCACUUUCACUUCAUCAGAGGACGCAUUGUAUUGAUCGUGACAGGUAUUUUUGAGAACAACUGGCUUGUUUAAAUUUGAAUAGAGGAUUUGAUUGCAUUUCCAGGCGGUGCUUAGUUGAACCCAGAAGCACGCCUGCAGCAUCUACAAUGAAAAUACAGGGGCUGGAUUUAGAGGAGUUUUCUCAAACUAAGGAGUUUCUUCCAUCGGAGUAAGGUGGUUGAUUUGAUGGAUCUCCUAGAUCCUGUUCAUGGGAAUUUGUGUAGAUGUUGAGUGUUAUCUUUGUAGGGAGAACAUCGUCCUGCUAAAACUUAGCAAAAUGCAAAAAGUAUAAAGAUUAACAUUCCAAGUUAGUUCUUGAAGGUUAUGGCUCUCACAGAUCAAGCCAAAGAAACCUCACAUUGUUUUGCUGUACCAUUAGAAAGUAGCCUUUGUUUCUGAUGGUAGAUACUCUUUUGUAACAAAAUGCUUUUUUUAUAUAUUUUUUUAUUCAGACCCAUGAAUACACUAACCCUCAAAGGCCAGUUCAGCUUUGCUGAAGUUCACUCCUGGGUGGUGUUUUGCUUGCCUGAAGUUCCCGACAAGACACCAGUGGGGGAGAGUGUCAGCUUCUACUUUCAGAACACCUUUUUGGAUACACAACUUGAAUGUACUUACCGGUAAAAUGAAACACAGUUCCUGAAACAUGCUGGUUUCGUUUGAAAGGCAAUAUAUAAAAUGCCGAAAAGUAGAUCCAAGUAAAGCAUGCUUGUUCAGGACAUUGCAUUCAAAAACGUCCAGCUUUUUCUUUUCACUUACGUUAUCUCUGACAUUUCCUUUUUUAUGUACAACUUAGCCCUAAAUAUCUUUAGGCUGCAAUUGUAAUCUCACUUACCUGGUAAUAAGCCCCUUUGAAUUCUAUAGAACUUUUGAGUAUAUAACAUCUAGAGGGCCACAGGUUCCUUACCUUUGUGAGUGAGAGUUGUCUUAGGUUUCUAGGAUAAGACUGAGAAACUACCAGAGAUACAUUCAACAGCUUACUAUUUAAACUAUUUAGAAUUAGUAUAAUUCUGUUCAGACCUCCAAAUAUAAGUCAGGGUAUUUAUAGUGGAACUGUAUGAGGAACUGUAUGAGGAGAAACUAGAAAGAUGGGAUUGUGUAUUUUUAAUAUCUCUGGAUGAGUUUGAACCUUGUAGGAAGUAAAGGCUGGCACAGUUUUUACCAGUUGUUAAUUUCUAACAUCUUCUGUAUAGGAAAGGCGAGGGCUACUUCAAAUCUGACAAUAUAUCCACAAUAUCCAUUUUAAAGGAUGUGCUCUCUAAAGAAGCCACUAAAAGGAAAAUUAAUCUCAAUAUAUCAUGUGGUAAGAAUUCUUAAUUCUCUUCUUCUUGGGAUACUUAGAAAUGCAUAAAAGUUAACAAACUAAUGAGUUGCUUUCUUGUGGUGAUCUUCUAGAUAUAAAUGAAGUAUCUGUGAACCACACCUUAAAGCUAAUCCACCCAAAAUUAGAAUACCAGCUAAUGUUGGCUAAAAAGGUUGAACUGUUGGAUGCUUUAAAAGUAAGUCUUUUGUCAGUUGCAAAAUUACAAGUACUAUGGAGUGUAGUGGUUUUUCAUGUUUGUUUGCUUUUGAACUCUAUUAAGGAGGGUUUUAAGGAACCCAAGAUUAAUAAUCACACUUAGAUCAGCUGAACUUCCAACCAGUAGCACUUUGGUCCUAUCGGGACAUGAAAUCUAUUUGCUCACUCUCAUGCAGACCAAAUCUACUUCUAGAUCUGGGAUGGGGAACCUUUCGGAUUCUCAACUCCCAUCAACCCCAGCCAGAAUGGUCAGUGCUCGGAGAUUAUGGGAGUUACCCAUCCCCAUAAGAAGAGGCCAAAUGGGACAUUUUUUCCUGCACACAAGUACUAUAAACCAUAUACCGUAUUUUUUGCUCUAUAAGACGCACCAGACCACAAGACGCACCUAGUUUUUGGAGGAGGAAAACAAGAAAAAAAAUAUUCUGAAUCUCAGAAGCCAGAACAGCAAGCGGGAUUGCUGUGCAAUGAAAGCAGCAAUUCCUCUUGCUGUUCUGGCUUCUGGGAUAGCUGCGCAGCCUGCAUUCGCUCCAUAAGACGCACACACAUUUCCCCUUACUUUUUAGGAGGGAAAAAGUGAGUCUUAUAGAGCAAAAAAUACGGUAAGUAAUAGCAUGCAGAUAUAAAUUAUAUUGAACUGUACAGAAAGGAAUUGGAAUAUGCUUUUGUGGAAAGUUGAUUUUUAUUUAAUUGUUGUAGAAAAGGACAGUAAUAGAAGGAAAUCCUCUUUGUGGCUAAAGAUGGAGGCUCUUAGCAAAGGAUUAUGAACAUCACCUGGGCUAAAAGCUGGCAAAAAUCUAGCCUAUCUCUUUUCUAUGUCAUUGUGUAGCCAUGCAUCUUUAAGCUUUUCUGUCAGGUUUAGAGGGUUUGUAACUGUCUUAACAUUUUAUUAACAUCAAUUUAAGGAAUUGCAGGCUCAUGAAGGAAAUACAGACUUCCUGAUUCCAGAGUACCGCAGCAUUUUGGAGGAGGCAGAGGAGCUGCUAAAAGAACACAAAAAACAACCUACAUCUCUUGAAAGACUUUAUGGUUGGUUCAUUAACACAGUUUUCCUAAUUUUCUGUAGUAUUGUUUUUCCAUUCUUGUUAAAUCUUAUCUUGUGAAAAGAGAGGUCUGUUUCUAGGGUGGUAGUUCUGUACAACAUAAGAGACUUCCCAUGCAAAAGCUCUGAUGUGCACAUGAUCUUAGUACAAUCACCUUUACCUUUCAUUUCUAAGGAGGAAUCAGACCACCAAUAAUGCAUAUAUUUCAUAUACAGAUCUUAUCCUGAAUGAAAAUGAUUGCAAAAGCCCAGAUAGCAAAUUGUACACAGACUCUGAAUGACUGUGUCAAUGAAUUUAUGUGCGUAAUUUUAAUUCUAUAGUAUUAUUGUGCCUCUGUAGUGCCAAAGGAGAAACACAUAUUUAUGUGUGUUUCCUUUAAAUACAUGUUUCUCCUUUGGCAAUACAGAGGCACAGUUAUAGAUUAUAGAGAUGGAUUUUACGAAAAAUAAAUGCAGUAAGGACUGCUGAUGCACAGAGAUGUACCAAUAAAUCUAUGGAAAUAUUGGCUACAGAACACCUUGUAUUGAAGUAAACUAAAGUUUAUUUCAUUUGUUCUAUAUUACUCUUGAUUUCACUCAGAUUUCUGACACCCAGCUCCAUUUCACUAGAUAUUUUACCACAUGCUGCAUGUGUUGCAAACCAUUCUAAAAUAAAUACUUAUUAUUAACACGGACUCUAAAUAUCCAAAGUCUUCUAUCAUAAAUAUUACUUUUCUCGAUUUAAAAGGAAACACCAAUUUGUCAAAAUAAUAAGUGUUUGCAUUUUUUCUUCCAGGUAUGAUUACAGAUCUGUUCAUAGAUAAAUUUAAAUUCAAAGGCACUAAUGUGAAAACCAAAGUUCCCCUUCUCCUGGAAAUUUUGGGAAGUUAUGAUCAAAAAGCAUUGAUUGCCUUUUUUGAUAGCGCUGCUUAAAUGGGAAGAAUUGGACCAGCAAUCUGAAGAUAAAGUAGUGGACAUAGACCAGGCAUAUUGGAUCUUCAUUUACAUCCAUUUUUAAAUAUAUGUUACUAUACUUUAUUUUAUUGCUUUAUAUCAGUGUCUUGUACCUGUUAUUUUAAAAAAUGACUGAUGUCAAGAACAUACGUUAUAUGAAAUCAUACCCCCCUUUUUUUCUUGAACAGUGGUUGGUAUAGUUAGCUAAUUUACAGUGAGAUCAGGUAUAUACAGUCCAAAUUAGUUUUAUAGAAAACAUUCCCAGAUUCUUAGCUUUUAAAUAAUAUACAAUUGGAUUCUAAUUUAUUUUAGCUAUGAAAUGAGCAAACUUUGAAACUUGAAAAUUUUGAAUAUAGCCAUGUGAAAUUGUGUACAGUAUUUUCUGUAAAUAGUUGAGCGAUCCCAUGAUCCUGCUGUCCUGGCAGGUCAUAUAUACCACUGCAACAUCUGUGUACCUGGUAGCUUAUACUUGUCCAGUACAGGAGGGAGCAGGAAAAUACGCAAAGUAGAGGUAUGCCUUCAGCAUCCAUGGAAGUGUGGCUACAAGGUCUGUGUCUGAACCCACAUGCAUAUCCAGCUCUCACAUGUAUUCCACACUACAAGAAGUUCAGCGUAUUUUUUGGAGAUACAACAUGUGCCCAUUAUGAGUAUGUGUUUACCCUUAUCUUUAUGCCCCAAGAAAUUAGCAUCCAAGAGGAAUUUAAAAAAAAUAUUGCUUACUAGAAAUGAAAGUGAUAGGGUAUAUAGAAGCUGCUUAAGGCAGUAAAAAUACAAUAUAAGCAGGCAGCAUACAUACACACCUUGAUCUAAAGAGUAAAAGAAUCCCUAACUACUCCAAAAGCCUAAAGGGAGUGUGACAAUUUUGCAACAGACCCACACUAAAAGUGAGAAGGAAAGGAGAAAGGCAUACCUGUCCUCAAGCAAAGUAUAGUGUCAGGCUGGUCCUUGAGAGCGUAGAGUGAAAAGAGCAUCUGUUAGAGCUUGUGAGAGUUAACUAGCCAUUGAAAAUCUGGAAAGUACUCUUUUUAAACCAUAUAUUCACAUGGAGAGGGGAAGUGGUCUUUUGGAUGAGUGAUUUGUCAUAAUACCUUUAUUCCUUUGUUGCAUUGUUUAUUUCCUGCACAUUUUUGUCUCUCUCCCCCCACCCCCAUUUUGUUUACUUUUCUCAGUUGUUAGUUGAAAUGACAUGAUCAUAGUGUGAAAUGACUAACUGGCUAUCUUUGAUUCCUGAAUUCUCCCCUCCUCACCCCAUCCUACAUACAAUACACAAAUUGCUGGGCACUGUGUAUGUGUACUGUACUGUACAUGUUGUACGUUAUAUGCAAUUAUGUAUAUAAGAAGGAAAUUGCUAAAUUAUUUUAAAUAAAACUAUAUCAAUGGCUC